This is a messenger RNA of Xiphophorus hellerii (green swordtail), 1674 nucleotides long. RefSeq names its product WD repeat domain 77 (gene wdr77). Lineage: Eukaryota; Metazoa; Chordata; Actinopteri; Cyprinodontiformes; Poeciliidae. The transcript has 10 exons. Gene Ontology annotation, biological process: oocyte axis specification. The record is from RefSeq and is a predicted model, not a curated record. The coding region runs from base 290 to 1294 and encodes 334 amino acids. Gene Ontology annotation, molecular function: protein binding. Gene Ontology annotation, cellular component: methylosome.
AAAAAUCCAACAAGAAGAAACGUAGAGGAAGCAGGAAGUUUGUGUUCGCUGGUUUUAUGUUUGUCCAGUUUUUCAUUCAUUUUGAAAACGAUCAUUUUAAGCUCCAUAUUUUAUAAAGCGGGGCCAUUAUUAUCGCUUUUGAACAAACUGAUUUAUAUCGGCGCCUUAAGCAGACCAGAGACAGAAGGAGCGGCGUCUUUAUAUCGGCGCUAGCUAGCUGCUGCAGAAGCUGCUUUCGAAGUAAAAGCAUCUCGUUGUAGAGAGUGAAGACUCCAGGGCUGCAGUUUGGAUGAAAAGUACAGUGGACACCAACAUGAUUAAGGAAAACCCGUGGAAAAUACCUCCCAACGCCCCUGCCUGCAUGGAGAAGCACCUGUGCGCGGCUCAGUACCGAGCAGAUGGCACGCUGCUGCUGGGAGCCUCCAGCCUCUCUGGCAGAAACUGGCAAGGAUCCGUUUGGAUCUACAGCGAACCGGAGCAAGCCCCCAGCGAGGGGUUCUGCAAAGCUGGUGUGCAGACUGAGGCUGGGGUCACAGAUCUCCAGUGGGUGGCUGAAAAGGGAGUGGCUGUAGCCUCAGAUUCGGGUGCCCUGGAGCUCUGGGAACUGGCAGAGGAUGAGCGCCUGUUGAUGAAUCGCUUCACCAGAUAUGAGCAUGACCACAUUGUCACCACUGUGAGCCCCAUUACUGGAGCGAGCAGUGCUGUCACUGGCAGCAUGGACUGCAGAAUUAAAGUCUGGGACCUCAGUCAGGAAACAGUUGUCACCACCUACAAUGUUCACACAGAGCCUGUUAAUUGUGUUGCCUGCAGUCCUACAGAUGAGUCUCUCUUUGUCUCCUGUGGCCAAGAUGGUCGUGUGUUGAUGUGGGACAGGAGGAAGCCAGAUAAACCAGCCUCAAGAAUAGAUGUUGAGUUUCCCAGUUGCUCUCCCACCACUGCUGUUUGGCACCCCCACCAGAGAAGCACUAUUGCGUUUGGCGAUGAGAUGGGCAAUGUGUCUGUCAAAGAUUUCCUGGGAUCAGAACCGGCACGGGUGAAAAAAAUACACAGCCGCAGAGUUAACAGCCUGGCCUUCUCCACAAAUAGUGUCCCUUUGCUAGCCUCUGUUAGUGACGACUGCUCCCUUGCUGUUAUAAACUCUGAACUGCAAGAAAUAUUCAGAGAUCGGCGACACCAGGACUUUGCUAAAGGUGUGUGUUGGCUUCAUGGUGAUUCCAACAGACUCACGACUGUAGGCUGGGAUCACCUCGUGCUUCACCACACUAUCACUCCAAAUACUGAGUCCUCAUCUUAGACCUACAUGGUCACAUGUGGCAUAUCACAGUGUGUCCAGAUGAGUGGUGUCCAACGUCAGUCUUUGGGGGCUGGUGUCCUGCUUGUUUUUAUUUCCCUGGUUCAACACAUGAAAAGACGGCUCCUCUACAGGCCUCUGUAGAGCUUUGACAUCCUGGCAGGACACCAGAUCUUGAGGACUGGAGCCGGACACUCAUUGAUGGUUGAAUAUAACAUCUUAUUUAGGAGAAGUGAAUUGAAACGUCCAGCUCACAGAUAUGUGCACAUUAUUUUGUGUAAGGAUCUUCUUCUCUGUCUGGUCGUACUGGUACAUGUUGUGUAGCAUCUCCAUAUUUGCACCCUAGACUUUUACAUUAAAUAAAAGGUAAAGCUGUUAUGAAA